Molecule: messenger RNA, 827 nt
Organism: Capsicum annuum
Lineage: Eukaryota; Viridiplantae; Streptophyta; Magnoliopsida; Solanales; Solanaceae
Product: glutaredoxin-C9
Exons: 1
Source: RefSeq, a predicted model, not a curated record
CUUGAUCUAACUUUCAUGAUGCAACAAGCACUUCCAUACAAGUGAUCAUAUCUACCUACACCUCAUGAUGUAACUACCAGGAAUUCAUCCUUAUACGUUAAAGGUUCAAAAGACGACCUUAAAAAGGUUGUUAAGGACAACGCAGUUAUAAUCAUAGGAAAACGAGGUUGUUGCAUGAGCCAUGUAGUCAAGCGUUUACUUCAAUGUCUUGGAGCAAAUCCCACUAUUUAUGAAAUCGAAGAUGAAGACGAAAAUGAAGUUGUUGAUGAGUUGGAAAAUAUUAUCAGAGAUAAAUGUGAUGGGAAAGAGGCUGGAAAGUUGCAGUUUCCAGCAGUGUUUGUUGGUGGAGAAUUGUUUGGUGGAUUGGAUAGAAUUAUGGCUGCUCAUAUUACUGGAGAGUUGACUCCUGUUUUGAAAAAAGCUGGUGCCUUGUGGCUUUGAGCUUUUUCUUUUUUUUUUUCUUUUUUUUCGAAAACGAAAAGAAGAAUCUAUCAAUGAAAUGAUUUCACCGAAUUCAUGAGAAAUAGGGCUUUGGGUGGGUUUUUCUUUUUCUGCCUAUUUUGUUUAAUUGUAGUUUUAGACUAAUUGUUGAAGUGAAAUUCUUUUCUUUCCUCUUCUCUUUUUUUUUUUUUCCACUUUCUUUUUGGAAGUUGGGUAAUAAAUCAAAAGGAAAUCUUAGUAUCCUAAUUGGUUGAUUAUUUGAGUUUUCGUGUGUGUUGUUGGUGAGAGUUCGAUUUUUCUGCCUCUCCCGUUUCUUGUUCCGCUACCCGGGAUUCUUCGGAGAGAAAGGGAAAUUAUUAAUCAAAUAAAUUUUUGGAUCUUGAAAA